Umbelopsis ramanniana AG is the source of this 2563-nucleotide messenger RNA. RefSeq lists its product as uncharacterized. The transcript is spliced from 3 exons. The record is from RefSeq and is a predicted model, not a curated record. Gene Ontology annotation, biological process: carbohydrate metabolic process. Bases 22 to 2472 code for a protein of 816 amino acids. Gene Ontology annotation, molecular function: hydrolase activity, hydrolyzing O-glycosyl compounds; carbohydrate binding. Lineage: Eukaryota; Fungi; Mucoromycota; Umbelopsidomycetes; Umbelopsidales; Umbelopsidaceae.
AGCGAGGUUGUUCCUUUCAGCAUGAAACAAAAAAACCCAACCAACUUUUCCCUUGAUAAAUCAUCGUCAAACCCUGUCAAGUUUGACAGUGGUGACAACACCAUCCAAGUUCAUGUUGUCAGCGACUGUGUGAUCCGUGUACAGCACCAUUUCUCUCACGAAGGGUGUCUGAAGGAAGCUGUAUCCUCCUCGUUUAAGGACUUUGAAGUCGCAGAUGACACUCAAUCAUCACUCUCUAUAAAGACAAGCAAGAUCACGGUCAAGGUCAACUAUAGCCCGGACUUCUACUUGACUUGGUACUACAACGACGAUUUAGAGACCCCCUUUGCGGAAGACUUGGCUUGCCGCGCAUAUCCUUAUGACCCAAAGACCGGAGCCAUCUGGCACUAUACCCGACGAAACGUAAAGGAUCAUUACUAUGGUCUAGGAGAACGAUCUGGUGAUUUGGAUUUACAUGGAAGACGCUUCCGCUUAGAGAGACUUGACUGUAUGGGGUACGAUGCUGAGAAUAUGGAUCCACUUUACAAGUUUUGUCCGUUCUAUAUUACGCUCUCCGGAACCUCCAAGAAGGCUCAUGGAAUAUACUAUAACAACUUUACACGAUCGAGCUUCGAUCUUGGCGAUGAAAAUGACGCGAUGUGGGGUCCCUACAAGUACUACAAUGCUGAUUGUGGUCCGCUCGACUACUAUGUCUUCUGGGGUCCUGAAAUUAAGGAUGUUGUUCAAGAGUUCUCUGACCUGAUGGGAAGACCAAAGGAAUUGCCCCCUCGCUACUCACUUGGCUAUCUUGCCUCAUCCAUGGCAUAUGCUGAAGUGGAUAAUGCUCAAGAAGCACUCGAAGAAUUUGCGCAAAACUGCCACAAGCAUGACAUCCCCUGUGACGGAAUGCAUUUGUCUUCUGGUUAUACUGUCAAUGAGGAGGGGGAGCGAUGUGUCUUCACAUGGAACUUGAAUCGAUUCCCCGACCCGAAGGCAUUCACCGACAAUCUCCGCAAAGCUGGCAUUCAUCUUUUUGCAAACAUUAAACCAUGGUUGCUAGAGAGCCAUCCAGACUACGAUUUGAUGAAAGAGCAAGGUGGAUAUGUAUUGGACGAUGAAGGCAAACCCGGUCGAGUCAUGCAAUGGAAGGGUGGCAGAGGAACGAUGGGUGCUAGUGCAUACAUUGAUUUCACUACCCCUGCUGGAUUCGACUAUUGGAAGAGCAAGGUCAAGGAGCAGUUGUUGGAAUACGGAAUUGAAGGUUGCUGGAAUGACAACAACGAGUUUACCAUGACUGACGAUGACUUUUCGAUCGCUUGCGAGAAGCACCCUUGGGUUGAUGUUUUGCAUAAGUUGCCCACUGAGCGCACCGCGAUUGGCUAUGUUGGCACACCCCUGUUGACCAUGUUGAUGGCGCAAUCAUCUUAUGAGGCUAUUCGGGAAUUCUGGCCCGAGAAGCGACCUUUCGUAAUUACACGUUCUGCCACCCCAUUCAUUCAUCAAAUUGUACCCCAAACAUGGAGCGGUGACAACUAUACAGCUUGGAAGACCAUCAAAUACAAUGUUCCUAUGGGAUCAAGUGCUGCAUUGUCUAUCUUCCCUGCAGGAUAUGGUCACGACGUUGGUGGUUUUGCCGGACCAAAGCCAGAUCCAGACUUGUUUGUACGAUGGGUGCAACAAGCCAUCUAUAUGCCAAGAUUUUCCAUUCACUCUUGGAACAUUGAUGACUCUGUAACAGAACCCUGGACGUAUCCUGAGGUUCUCCCAGUGAUUCGCUCCUCUAUCCAUUAUAGAUACCGAUUGAUUCCUUUCCUUUACAAUCUUUUGGUCAACUUCCACCGAACGGGCCAGCCUGUCCUUAGACCUAUUGUCUACCACUGUCAAGACGAUCCUGAAACUCAUCAGCAGAGCUUUGAGUUCAUGGUUGGCGAGUCCCUCAUGGUGGCACCUGUGUACGAGCCCAACGUGACCAAGCGCACAGUCUACCUUCCCAAGACAUACAAUUGGUACCAUCUUCAAACCGGAAAAUAUUAUACCGGUGGUCAGAAGAUCGAUGUCGAUGCUCCUCUUGACGCUGAGGCAGCACCUGCAUUUUUCCGUGAAUCAUCCCUUAUUCCAUUGGGUAAGACGAUGCAGCACGUUGGUUUCAGCGCUGAUGAUGAACGUGUCAUCGAAGUUUGGCCCUCCCAUUCGUCCUCCGGCGAGGUCGAGCACAAGCAGCUACUUGUCGAGGAUGAUGGUAUCAGCACUAAGCAUACUGAUGCAAAGGAGUAUACAGAGUUGGAAAUUUCAAUGCGCUCCACUGCGAAGACCAUCACUUUGGAUAUAAGCGUUGUUCACCAAAACUUCAAGCCAGCAUACAAUACUUUGAGCUUCGUAUUGAAGUCUGCUGAUGACGACCGCGAGAUUGUAUUUGCACAGAAGGAAGGUUCGCAAUUUAAGGUACAUCAAAAGAGCAAAGGAGCUUUCUCAAUUGAUAUGCCCUGGAAAUGAUAUCUGUCAGUAACUGAACCUUUGAACGCCCAAUUUUGAUUCUUUUUUACGCAUAAAUAAAAACUUGUAUUUUGUCAUAUAAACAGUGACG